Messenger RNA from Beta vulgaris subsp. vulgaris (sugar beet), 1315 nucleotides. RefSeq lists its product as hypothetical. The record is from RefSeq and is a predicted model, not a curated record. The coding region runs from base 88 to 933 and encodes 281 amino acids. Lineage: Eukaryota; Viridiplantae; Streptophyta; Magnoliopsida; Caryophyllales; Amaranthaceae. The transcript has 8 exons.
ACUAAAUGAGUGAUAGCAAGUAGCAACCAAGAAACCGUCAUCUUGUUGCCCCAAAAAAAAAAAAAUUGUCAUCUUGUGUUGUGGUUUAUGCAAAACAACUCUGCAUCUGCUUGCUGGCUCCUGCAACCAAGUUGCAGAAUUGGUUCCUCUUCAACAGUUAAACACCAAAUAAAAACAACUUGUUUGCUGAAAUAUAGAAUAAUGUUUUCAACCACCAUUAUUACACCAUCAAGCUCAAGCUCAUUUUCAGCUCCCCAACUUUCUUUCAAUUCUUACACCCACUUCAUCAUCAGUGCAAAUUCAAAAUCAAAAUCAAAAUUAAAGCUUGAUUCUUUUUUCAAAAACUUUUACAGGAAAUCUUUACAAUCAAAACCAGUUACUCAGCUCCUCUUCAAAGUCCCAAAUCAAAAUGGGUUUUCCUCCCAAUCUCACCAUUCAAUUUACACUUCCUCCAGACGCUCUUUCAGGCCUGUCAUGGAAUCGCAAGAUUGCACGGUUAAGAAGGAAGUUGAUGUGCCUAUUUCUUUGGCGUAUGAGUGUUAUUCUGAUCGCGAAGCCAUGCCUAAAUGGAUGCCGUUCAUUUCAUCCGUAAAGGUCUUGGAAGAUAAGCCUGAUCAAUCAAGAUGGACUCUGAAAUAUAAAGCAUUUGGUCGUGAUAUCGAGUUUUCUUGGCUUGCUCGAAAUCUUCAGCCCAUUCCGAAUCAGAAAAUUCAUUGGAGAUCUCUGGAAGGGCUUCCAAACAGUGGCGCUGUUCGAUUUUACCCAAGAGGUCCUUCAUCAUGUCUUAUUGAACUUACUGUUUCAUAUGAAGUUCCUCAGCUUCUAGCUCCUGUAGCAUCAGCACUUCAACCUUUUCUAGAAAGCCUGCUUCUACGAGGUCUCGAAAGGUUUACAAAAUUUGCGAAGAACCGUCAACUAGACUCAGCAAAUUGAUCCUGUGCAGUUCAUAGUUUCGGUAACCAACUGACUUGUUGAUGUAACCAGCUAUGUUGUAAAGAAGUUCUUCGCGAGUUGCAAUCAACAAGAAGCAUUACCCUAUUUGCAUAUUAUUGGUACUAUAUUUGAACCUGAUGUUGAUACAAAAUACAAUCAUAGCUACCUAAUGCAGCACGCCUAUAUAUGUUCUGUGGCAUUGGUUUGCAAUAGGUUGUGUAUACUCUAUUAGUGAUUUUGGGAAGUAAAAGUGUAGAACCAUUUCAGGACUAUAUAUUUACCGAAGCAAUGUAAAGUGCGACUUAUUAUCUCUAUUCUAUAUGGGAAGAGGGGUAGGACACCAAAAUAUUAGAAAUCUUAUAUUACCCUUAUUGUAUCUCUA